ACUUCCCUCACGAAACUCCUGGAUCGAGUUCGUUAAGUCAAAACUCCGAACCUCCCUUCCGUGCUUUCGCCGCUCUUCUCUCCAGUUCUACAUCUUCUGAUUCAAUCUUUUCAGUCUUGAUCUAUACUUUAGAUCCGUUGCCCAAUUCUGGAAACCCUCUUCCUCUCUUUCCCUUUGCCGGAGAGAAGAAGAGGAGAUUGUUUUGUUUCGUUCAGAUUCGAUUCGAUUCGAUUCGAAUCCAUUUUGUUUUCCAUUCAUCUGGUGAUUUCGGAGAGAUGGAUCAAAACUCGAGGAGCCAUCACCAGCAUCACCUUGGUGUAAACAAGCUAGGAAAGAGCAUUCGCAAGAGCCCUCUUCAUCAACACAACUUCCAGAAGAUUCAGCCGUCGGCGGGUGCGACGCUGCCGCCACCGCCGCCGCAGCCCCAGGUUUACAAUAUCAGCAAAAGCGAUUUUCGAAGCAUCGUGCAGCAGCUCACUGGAAGCCCCGCCCGGGAUCCUGCUGGCGCCGUAAACAUUCCUGCGCAGGCACGGCCGCCGCAGCCCAAAGCCCCCAGCUCGCGGCUCAUGAAGAUUAGGCCGCCGCCGCUCACACCGAUCUCCCGACCGCCGCCGCUACCUUUGCAGAAUUUGGCGCCGGAUCAAAACCCUAACCCGAAUCUCAAUCCGAAUCCUGGCUACUACCCACGGCCAGCGCCUUCUCCGACUCCCCAUAUGGGUGUUGCCUGGGCUGAUUCGCCGGUUUCCGCAUACAUGAGGUACCUCGAGAGUUCCCUUCUCAGCUCAGAUAGCUCUAGGCGUACCCCCGCGCAAGGAUUCUUGCCAGCCGGUGUUCCCUUUCCCUCGCUGAGGGGAAACCCUCCUCCUUCUGCCACUUCCUUGCCGGCUUCCAUGCAGCCAGGGCUGCUUCCGUCUCCCGGAUCACAAUUCCCACCGCUGUCGCCGGGAUCUCAGUUCCCCUUAACGUCUCCAAACUCGAUGUUACCAUUGCCGUCUCCAAGCUCAUUUUUGAAUCUUCUAUCACCAAAAUCGCCCUACCCACUGCUUUCUCCGGGGUUUCAGCAUCCGCAACCUUUUACACCUAAUUUCUCUUUCUCACCAAUGCCCCAGUCGGGAAUAUUGGGGCCAAGGCCUGGGUCUCAGCCACCGCACUCUCCGAGUUUAUUGUUCCCACCUUCACCCUCUGGUUUCCUACCUCAGCUGAGCCCUAGAUGGAGGGAGAUGUAGCAUUUUCUUAUACGCUGAAGACGUGAAAAGUACAUGGUGCGGUCUGGCUGUCCUUUCCUCAUUCCCUAUACUCUCAUUUUUUUGCUGAGCCUGAGUUUCUUUCUGUAUCAUCAACGCUUGGAGACGCAAUCAACUGUGAUUGAGUUCUGCUAUGACCAUAAAACAAAACGAAUUACCGGAUAAAUUGGAAUAAGAAAGGUUUAGCCUUUUUCCUCAAGAUACAGUAGAGUUGUCGUUUAAGGGGAUGAGGCGGACGGAGGCAUGGCUGAGACAAGGUUUGUGCAGCUCAAUCAAUCACUUUGUAGCUUCUUGACUUUUUUAAUCCUAGUGCAAAAUACUUGUUAGUUAAUUGAAUAAGCUUAUUGAUUUUAUUUGGACGAGAAUUUUUUAGAUGAUAGUAGUUGUGCUUUGUAUUUUCCUGAAAGGUUUAUUUGUUCUGUAUGUAUUUUGCUUAAAGCCUUGAAUUUCAUUCAUGAAUUCUUUAUAAGCUUUUGUAUUACCAGGCACAAGUUAUUGUGGGGAACAUAAUCAUUCAUGUUUUUCCUUUUUACAGACAAAAUAUAGCAGAAUUGCUCUUCUUUGUCAAUGUGAAUAUAACAGUUAAUUGCCAA
Dendrobium catenatum is the source of this 1837-nucleotide messenger RNA. RefSeq names its product protein HAIKU1. NCBI's taxonomy places the organism in Eukaryota, Viridiplantae, Streptophyta, Magnoliopsida, Asparagales, Orchidaceae. The transcript has a single exon. The record is from RefSeq and is a predicted model, not a curated record. Bases 276 to 1226 code for a protein of 316 amino acids.